This is a messenger RNA of Parathielavia appendiculata, 3315 nucleotides long. RefSeq lists its product as uncharacterized. The transcript has 4 exons. Gene Ontology annotation, molecular function: translation initiation factor activity; GTP binding; GTPase activity. Gene Ontology annotation, cellular component: cytoplasm; mitochondrion. The record is from RefSeq and is a predicted model, not a curated record. The coding region runs from base 1 to 3315 and encodes 1104 amino acids. NCBI's taxonomy places the organism in Eukaryota, Fungi, Ascomycota, Sordariomycetes, Sordariales, Chaetomiaceae. Gene Ontology annotation, biological process: translational initiation.
AUGGCGCCCAAGAAGAAGGGAGGCAAGAAGGGCGGAAACGACGACUGGGAGGCCGAGCUUGGCGAGAGCAUCGCCCCGGCCAACGCCGCCGCUUCUCCCACCGCUGAUGCACCUGCCGACGACGACGAGGACUCAGUGGGCGGCGGCGGUCUCAUGAACCGGAUGCGCAAGCUCAAGGAGAAGCGCAAGAAGAAGGGCCUCAGCGAGGACUGGCUCGAUGGGGAGGACGCUGCUCAAGGUGGUGACGCACAGCCUUCGGACGCGGCGCCCGCACUACCGGAUCUCUCGGCCAAGCAGGCCGAGGAGGCGAAUCUCGACGACGAGUUUGCGCUGCCGGAUAAGAAGGGCAAGGGCGGCAAGGGCAAGCAGCAGCAACAAAAGCCUGCCCCCGCUGCUGCUGCUCCCGCCACCGCGAAGGAUGAGGAUCAUGACGCCGAGACCGGGAGGGUGUUGACCAAGGCCGAGAAGGAGAAGUUGAAGAAGGAGAGGGAGAAGCAGCGGAAGAAGGAGCAGGCCGCUAAGAAGAAGGCCACCGCCCCAGCCAAGGCGGAGCCCGCGAAGCCCGCCGCCGCCGCGGCCGCCGAGGAAAAGAAGGCCGAGACACCAGUCGCCGCACCUGCCGCUGCCGAUGCCGGUGGCAAGAAGAAGAAGCUUCCCGCGCACCUGCUGGCUCUCCAGAAGCAACAAGAGGAGUUGCGGCGGCGGCAAGAGGAGGAAGCGCGCUUGCGCGAGGAGGAGAGGAAAAGGAUAGAGGAAGAGGAGCGCAGGGAAGCCGAGGAGCAGAAGCGCAGGGAGGAGGAAAAGGCGCGCAAGAAGCAGAAGGAGAAGGAGCGCAUCGAGCAACUCAAGCGCGAGGGCAAAUACCUCACCAAGGCCCAGAAGGAGGAGAAGGCCCGCAACGAGCGGAAGUUGCAGCAGAUGAUUGCUGCAGGCAUCAAGGUUGGCGCUCUAGUCGAGGGUGAGGCUGAGGAGAAGGAGAAGAAAGAGAAGGAGAAGAGGAAGGCGGAUGCUAGGAAACGGGGUGGCCGGUCAAAGAUCGACGAAGAGAAGGCUCUGGCGGAGGCUGCCGAGCGGGCGAGGUUGCAGGCUGAGGCUGCCCUCAAGGAGGCAGAGGAGAAGGCUCGCCUUGAGCGGGAAAAGGCCGAGGCCGAGGCUGCUGCGAAGGCCCAGGCCGCCAAGGCCGCCGCCGCCGAGGAUAGCGUAGAUGAGGACUGGGAGGCUGCCGCCGAAUCGGAGAAGGAAGACGUUAAAGAUAGCUGGGAUGCUGAGACCGAGGACGAAGCGGAAAAGAAAGAGGAGGCGGGGAAGAGCAGUGAAGCCAACGGUAAGGCGCAGGCUUUGCCUUCGCGGCCGAAAGCCAAAGAGGAGGAAGAGGAGUCGGAGGAGGAUGAUUCCGAGGAAGAGUCGGAGGACGACGAGAAGACGACCCAAGCCAAGCUUGCCGAAGCCCAGAGGAAGAGGGAGGCUGCCGAGCGCCGCGAGAAGGCUCACCAGGCUGCUCUUGCUGCUCGGUCAAAGGACAAUUUGCGCUCGCCGAUUUGCUGUAUUCUCGGGCACGUCGAUACCGGCAAGACCAAGCUGCUCGACAAGAUCCGGCAGACCAACGUCCAGGAAGGCGAAGCCGGUGGUAUCACUCAGCAGAUUGGUGCCACAUACUUCCCAGUCGAUGCCAUACGGCAAAAGACUGCUGUGGUCAAUCGCGACGGCAAGUUUGAGUUCAAGGUACCCGGUCUCCUCAUCAUCGAUACCCCCGGUCACGAGUCCUUCUCCAACCUGCGAUCUCGCGGUUCCUCGCUCUGUAACAUCGCCAUCCUGGUCGUCGAUAUCAUGCACGGUCUUGAACCGCAGACUCUCGAGUCCAUGAAGCUGCUGCGUGAGCGCAAGACGCCCUUCAUUGUUGCGCUCAACAAGAUCGAUCGUCUGUACGGCUGGAAGAAGAUCGACAACAACGGCUUCCAGGAGUCGUUGGCGCUGCAGAACAAGGCCGUGCAGAAUGAGUUCAAGAACCGCCUCGAGCAGACCAAGCUUGCCUUUGCCGAGCAGGGUUUCAACUCGGAGCUGUUCUACGAGAACAAGUCGAUGGCGCGAUACGUCUCGCUGGUGCCCACUUCGGCCCACACAGGCGAGGGUAUUCCCGACAUGCUCAAGCUGAUCGUCCAGCUCACCCAGGAGAGGAUGGUGGGCUCGCUGAUGUACCUGUCGGAGGUCCAGGCUACCGUCCUCGAAGUCAAGGCCAUCGAAGGGUUCGGCAUGACCAUCGAUGUCAUCCUGUCCAACGGUAUUCUCCGCGAAGGCGACCGCAUCGUCCUUUGUGGUACAGAAGGUGUCAUCAAGACAAACAUCAGGGCGCUGCUCACGCCUGCUCCGCUCAAGGAACUCCGUGUCAAGUCGCAAUACGUGCACAACAAGGAGGUCAAGGCCGCGAUGGGUGUCAAGAUCAGCGCGCCCGGGCUCGAGGGAGCCAUCGCUGGCUCGCGGCUGCUCGUCGUCGGCCCUGAUGACGAUGAGUCGGAUCUUGAGGACGAGGUCGAGUCGGAUCUUGCCACUCUGUUCAGCCGAGUCGAAAAGUCGGGUCGCGGUGUCAGCGUGCAGGCGUCGACGCUCGGUUCGCUUGAAGCCCUGCUCGACUUCCUCAAGGAUUGCAAGAUCCCCGUCGCCAAUGUCGGCAUCGGCCCCGUGUACAAGCGCGACGUCAUGCAGUGCGGCAUCAUGCUGGAGAAAGCGCCCGACUACGCUGUCAUGCUUUGUUUUGAUGUCAAGGUCGACAAGGAGGCGCAGGCGUAUGCCGAAGAGCAGGGCAUCAAGAUCUUCACUGCCGACAUCAUCUACCAUCUUUUUGACGCCUUCACCAAACACAUCCAAGAGCAGAACGAGAAGAAGAAGGAGGAGUCCAAGAUGCUGGCCGUCUUCCCAUGUGUGCUCAGCCCCGUGGCCGUGUUCAACAAGACCAGCCCCAUCGUGGUCGGUGUAGAUGUCGUGGAGGGCUCGCUCCGGCUCAACACGCCCAUCGCGGCCAUUAAGACCGACCCCACGACGGGCGCCAAGCAGAUUGUCGCACUCGGUAGAGUAACGUCUAUCGAGCGAGACCACAAGCAGAUUCAGGUGUGUAAGAAGGGCCAGCCGUCGGUGGCUGUGAAGAUCGAGAUGGGUGGGCACCAGCCCACGUACGGGCGCCAUCUCGAGGAAAAGGACAUGCUCUUCUCGCAGAUCUCGCGCGCCAGCAUCGACACGCUCAAGCAGUUCUACCGGAGCGAUGUCACGAACGACGAAUGGCAGCUCAUUAUCAAGCUGAAGCCUAUGUUUGACAUUGCGUAG